Molecule: messenger RNA, 693 nt
Organism: Theileria annulata
Lineage: Eukaryota; Apicomplexa; Aconoidasida; Piroplasmida; Theileriidae
Exons: 2
Coding region: 1-693 (230 amino acids)
Source: RefSeq, a predicted model, not a curated record
AUGAAAUGUCUAGUAAUUUUAAUAUUAAACGUUUUUAUUAAUUGCCUUAAUCAAAAUCUUAGAAAUCCCAAUCCCACUCAAUACUCAUCCAACGCCAACAAUACAAUUCUAAAAGUAUCCAAUAAAACUGGAUUAAUUAGCGAGACGGGGAAAUUAAUAAAUAAUACGAAAAAGCUACUGGAGCAAAGUUUAUUAUCAUUAUAUGAUUUUGAAUAUGAAAAUGAACUACUUUGGACACAAAACAAUAUUAUCGGAGUCUCAAUCAUUAUCAUUCUCAACACUUUGAUUUUCAUAAUUAUCAUCAAGCAAACCUCCUCACUAUUCUCCAAAGGGUUGGGUAGGAAAUAUAUGAAUGGAGGAGGUUGGUGGUUAAUGCUGAGUGCAUUGCUUGGAAUGUUGUUUGGUUGUUUAGUGGGUGUAAUAAUGCGUUAUUCUAUGUUAAUUUUGGGGUUCAGCUUCAUGUUACUAUCAGUUUCAGCUUUACUUUUGGGCAGAAUGGGAAUGGUCGUAGGUGGUGUUGCUGGACUGGAAAUUGGCUCAAUUUUUGGGACAAUUAACUCAGGCUCAAUCAGCAGAAUCAUAUUCGAGGCACUACUAUGCUGUUUCGCAGGAGUUGCGAUAGGAUUUGUGCCAAUGUUUCCAAAUAUCAAAAUCAAUGCCAGAUAUAUCCAACGCUCGCUCAAGUUAGUUUAA